Molecule: messenger RNA, 432 nt
Organism: Wasmannia auropunctata (little fire ant)
Lineage: Eukaryota; Metazoa; Arthropoda; Insecta; Hymenoptera; Formicidae
Product: peptidyl-tRNA hydrolase 2, mitochondrial
Exons: 1
Coding region: 20-367 (115 amino acids)
Cellular component (GO): mitochondrion; cytosol
Molecular function (GO): peptidyl-tRNA hydrolase activity
Source: RefSeq, a predicted model, not a curated record
GAAUGGAGAGAAUUGUAAGAUGGUAAUAGUAGUUCGGUCGGAUUUGCCCAUGGGAAGAGGUAAAACUGCUGCUCAGUGUGCUCACGCCGCUCUAGAAUGCUGUCGCAUGACCUUCAAUAAUGAGAAGAAACGAUUAAUGUUUGAAACCUGGUUACGAUGCGGACAGCCUAAAAUUGUUGUUAAAAUACCAAACGAAGAAGAGCUAUUGACCUUAGCGGAUAAAGCUGAACGUGCUGGUUUAAUUACUGCCAUAAUAAAAGAUGCUGGUAGAACUCAACUGAAGCCUGGUACAGUCACAGUUGUUGGUAUAGGACCUGGAUCCAAUGAAAUUAUCGAUAGCCUUACGUCAAGAUUAAGAUUGUUAUAAUUUCAUGUGUUAUAUAACUUUGUACAAUUUAAAAGAAUUUAAAAGAAAUAUUUGUUAAAGAUCAA